Messenger RNA from Talaromyces proteolyticus, 1986 nucleotides. Its product is annotated as UDP-glucose 4-epimerase. The transcript has a single exon. Gene Ontology annotation, cellular component: cytosol. Gene Ontology annotation, biological process: beta-D-galactose catabolic process via UDP-galactose, Leloir pathway. Gene Ontology annotation, molecular function: UDP-glucose 4-epimerase activity. Lineage: Eukaryota; Fungi; Ascomycota; Eurotiomycetes; Eurotiales; Trichocomaceae. The coding region runs from base 249 to 1559 and encodes 436 amino acids. The record is from RefSeq and is a predicted model, not a curated record.
CGUAACUUGAAAAUAGCUGCACUAGAAUCGAUAAUCGCCAAGGGGCCAAAGGCCUUACUAGAAUCAUUCAUCGUGGCUGUAUCUCAUACAUUGUGAAUACACCUAUACUUUCAAUCAUAUAUUGUUUUUCUCUUUUUUUAUAUAAACCUCACUAUCAAAUGCUUUCACAUCAACAAUGACUUCCCAAUGUGGAUGGUAACGUUCUCGGGAUUUUCUAGUUGAGCCCUCAUUUCUUACUUGCGUUCGCCAUGUCAGAAAUAGUGUUUGCCGAGAUAAAUAGUCCUCCGCAGAGUGACGCAGGCUCUUCGACUUUUGAUAUACCUUCGUACGACAUCAGCACUCCAGCCACGCCGUCCUCUUUAUUCUUUGAUGACCGUCUUGGUAGACUUUUACGAGAAGUACCGCACAAUCAACACAUACUCGUAACAGGUGGUCUAGGAUUUAUCGGCAGCCACACUACGCUGGAACUUCUCAAAGCCGGCUAUAAUGUUAUUGCGAUUGAUAAUUUGAGCAACGCGUAUGAAAGUGUCUCUGAUCGCAUUCAAUUGUUAGCCAGCAAAUAUCACGAAGAGCAGGGAACUCCGAUGCCCUCUCUAAAACACUACAAGCAAGAUUAUCAAGAUAUAAAAUCCCUCAUUCCACUUCUCGAAGCACACAGAACACUAUCAUGGGACUCGCCCAAGUCCAGCAUAGCGGGAGUCAUUCACUUUGCGUCUUACAAAGCUGUUGAGGACAGUAUCAAACAACCUCUGAAAUACUAUUCCAACAAUGUCUGUGGUUUAAUUGGCUUUGUUGAAACUCUUGGAAGCUUCGGCAUUAAGACAUUCAUAUUCUCAUCAUCAGCCACCGUAUAUGGAACUCUAGCAACAUCCGGGGCUCCUCUGAAAGAAGAGCUUUGUGUUCACAAACCGGAAGGAACCAAAACUGACCAAGAAUCGUGGUCAACAGUUCAGCCCGGCUGUACUGGGAUCACUAAUCCUUAUGGUCGUACCAAGUGGAUGUGUGAAGCGAUUCUUGCUGAUCUUGCCAUUUCUGAUCCUGAAUGGACGAUAGUUGCUUUACGGUAUUUUAACCCCAUUGGUUGCGACUCAUCCGGACUUCUGGGAGAAGAUCCCCGCUGUACUCCUACAAACCUUCUUCCUGUCAUUGUCAAAGUGAUGACCGGUCAAUACUCGGAGCUUUCCAUGUUCGGUACCGACUGGGAUACCGUAGAUGGUACGGCAGUUCGAGAUUUCAUUCAUGUCACAGACCUUGCUCAGGGCCAUAUCGCUGCCCUUAGCGUUGCCAUGAAAGGUGAACUGCGCGAGAACUUCCGCACAUUCAACCUUGGUACUGGAUACGGUCAUUCCGUUCUGGAGGUAGUUGAGACAAUGCAACAAGUCUCGCAGAAGACUCUUCCACGUAAGGCUGUCGAUCGAAGAGCAGGUGAUGUCGGCUAUUGUGUUGCAGCUGCCGAUCGAUCGUCAGACGAAUUGCAAUGGACUGCCCGAAAAACAUUGUCCGAUGCCUGUGCAGACAUAUGUCAUUCUCUUGAAAUCAGUGGCCUCACUAACUUAUAGAACCUCAAGCGAUUCUUUUCUAAUUUUACAUUACUUUAUCGAGAAGCACCUUCCGGUUUUUACGUCAGUCCUCCAGACUCAUGACUGCAUUAAUUAUUCCAGACAUCAACACUCUUUUCUUUGUACAGCUAAAGUUCUCACCGCAUUUUGUCUUGUAUCUGCUGCAAACAGCGCCAAGUCGGUCUUUUUGGAUAUUUGUCUGUCUCCACGUGUGUAAUUAUAUUCAGGAAAAUUAGUUCCUACUCGAUUGAACUUCUUAUUUCUCAGUGCAAUUACCAUUUGACGUCCAUCUCUGCAACGCUUUGUUGUACAAAAUAUUUCAUAUAAUUUCUGCCUCGGUAAGGUGUAUAUGGCUUAUCUUAUCGUUAUCGCUAUCGCCUUCCCCACACCCCAACAAUCAUCACUAGCACAUUCAAUCAUAUUCAUG